Messenger RNA from Pimephales promelas (fathead minnow), 1679 nucleotides. It is a transcript of the gene dynlt4, whose product is annotated as dynein light chain Tctex-type 4. The record is from RefSeq and is a predicted model, not a curated record. Gene Ontology annotation, cellular component: cytoplasmic dynein complex; cytoplasm. Gene Ontology annotation, biological process: microtubule-based movement. Lineage: Eukaryota; Metazoa; Chordata; Actinopteri; Cypriniformes; Leuciscidae. Gene Ontology annotation, molecular function: dynein intermediate chain binding.
UCAAAGCACUGUGUGAAUGAUUGCCUGGCUUGCGGCCCAUGUAGCCCAUUUUGACAAUAAUUUACGGGAUUGGUCUUUGCUUAGAGAUGCACUCGCAACAGUGAGCGUGGACCACUUAGUAACAACAUUGUGGAGAGACUCCCUCAUUGGAAUACGACAAUAAUCAUAUUUUAUUGAGCUCCUAAACAGAUUAUUAUCACUCAAGAGUGGUGUGGAGGCAAAGACUGUGGAUGGGAAAAGGCAGAAGAGCAGUGAACCGAACCUGAGGUGUGGUACACCGUUGACUCAGUCUGAGGACUCUAACAAAAUUUCACUGUACAGACAGGAAGCUAUAGUAAAAUUUCAGUUUGUGUCUCACACUGCAAGAAUUCAAUCAUUGAAGUUGCAUGACCUCUUUACAGAGUUUACCUUCCAAUUUCUUCAUCAUGGCCAAUCAGCCUUUACAGCUGUCACAGGAGACUUUAGCUCAGUUCAAUCGCUCCCUUGCCACAGAAACAGGCACCUCAGGGCCUCCAAGAAGACGUCUGGCCUCCAUCUCCACCCGCCGAAGCUCCAAAGACCAAUCUAAGGACCAGCCCCACCACAGACCCCUGUUCCUCAGGGGCAUGACAGGUCUCUCGUCAGAGUCAUCCUUCCUAAGCCCCAACGUCAGCACUUCUCACAUCUCCAUCGGCAAGCGGUUCUCUUUCGCCGGCUGGCACCAGGGAGGAAGAGUGAGCUUCUCUGGACUCUACCUUCCCCAACCCAUCCAAGAAGUCUAUGUGGAGAACACCUACAGAAUGGGACCGGAACCAGGGUGCCACUUCAGCGCCAGCAGGACCCAGCAGAUAUUACAGGCCACUUUGGAUAGUUUUUUGGAAGGUGUGAGUUACAGUCCUGACAGUUGUAGCCAACUGUGUCAGAUGUUAGCAGAUCUAGUUCUCAGUAAGCUAAAAGAUGUCAAUCCGCCACGAUAUAAACUCGUGUGCCAGGUGGUGGUCGGGCAGAAUGAUAAACAAGGUAUAAGGGUGGCCAGCUGUGGCCUGAUCAACCCCAACACUGACAACUUCACAUCUGCUGUUUUCCAAAAUCACUCACUGUUUGCUGUGGCUAUGGCACAUGGUAUGUAUUUUGAAUGAAAGUUAAAUCAACAUCUCUUAUUUUGUGUGUACAACAUGCACACCUUUAAAAAUUCAAGACAAAUAAAUACUGGUCACAUAAUUGCACAAAAUACAGCACUGGUCAUCUGGGUUGGAAUAUUAUGUUCUUAAAAUCUUUUUGAAAGAAGUCUCGCUUGGUAAAUUGGUGGCUGUGAAAAUAAAUCUGCAUUGUUUAUCCUUUUAUUUCAUUAGAAAAAUAUAGACCUCUUAUCAUUGAAUGCUACAGUUCACUCUAUUUGUGUUGAUUAACUGAACGUGCUCCUCCUGAACUUUGUCAAUAAAACAUCAUUAAAUGUUUUUCUCCUAUGCAUGUUGGCCACAAUUAUUAGCACCCCUAUAAAUUCCAAUGAGUAAAAUAUCUCUGAAGUAUAUUCCCAUUCAGAUUUCUUUUUUAAGCGCACCAGGGUGACUAGGAGAAUGAAAUUGUCCAGCAAUGACUUCCUGUUCCACAAAAGUAAAUAUGAGGAAACACAAAGGCCAAAUUCCCUUAAUCGUUCAUCACAAUGAGUAAAACAUGGGCAUGGUCAUGGUCUUUGAAUA